Didymodactylos carnosus is the source of this 1944-nucleotide messenger RNA. The record is from the annotation of a GenBank genome assembly. Lineage: Eukaryota; Metazoa; Rotifera; Eurotatoria; Philodinida; Philodinidae.
AUGUCCGGACGUGAAGGUGGCAAGAAGAAACCAUUGAAGCAACCGAAAAAAGACAAGCAAGAGUUAGAUGAUGAUGAUAAAGAGUUCAAAGAAAAACAAAAAUUAGAGAAACAAAAAUUAGCAGAUGCAGCAAAAAAAGCAUCCGGAAAAGGCCCAUUGAAAUUGAAUAUCUAUAAAAUUCUGUAUAUUCUUUUAAUGAUAAGUCGUUAUCGUAUAAGUUGGAUUCGUGAACGGCUUGGACCAAUAUUUGUUGGAGUUGGAUUAAUAGGUGGAAUUCAUCUUGCCUGGUGGAGUAUUCAACAGAAUCCAAGUCUCGUACCUCUAGAUCAACGUCGAGAAAAGGUCUUAGUUGUUAGUGUGAUGUCAUUAUCCUCGUCGUCUCCUAUUACCCAGUUUUGGACAAAUACACAAUAUGAACUUGUGUCUAAAUUAUUGACAUUUUUUUCGUCUUCCUAUGGUGCUAUGGGUCAUUUAAAAAUGAUUCAAACACAUGAUUCCUCCACCAGUAUCCUAACUUCUCUAAGCUCACGUUUUCAACAUACAAUGGCGUAUAAAAAAUUGUUUUCUAAUAUACUAUUUGCUGCUGUACGUAAACAAUCGCAAACAUAUUUUGAUUCGGGUUUGUAUUUUGCAAUGAUUUUUUGUAAUUUUUUAUUACAAGUAAACGAACACGUUUGCCUCCAUUUAAAAAAUAAAGUUUUAGAACAGUGUAUAGAGUGUAUUGAUCAAAUUGAUGAGCUUGACUGGUUAGAAAUUGAAUUUGAUUCUGUUCAUACCAUGUUGGCUAUUGUACGAAGUGUACUAUGUAAACCAUUAGCAUAUGAUUGUUCGCAAACAUUACGAGAACAAUUAUGUUUACUUUGUGUUAAAACAUAUCUUGAACAUAUUAAUAUUGAUAACGAGAAAAAUAAUCAACAACAACUUAUACUAACAAUUGAAGGACUCAAUACAGACGAAUCAAAUUUGUAUGAAGGUCUACUUUAUCAAAUACCCGAAAAUUCAUAUAAACAAUGUUUUACAAUAACAACAUCAAAACCAUGUCUAUUUUUCACUAUAUCAUUAGCCGGUGAUUAUAUAAUAGAGAAUGCCAGUUUAAUUGAAACAAACUGUACCCCUAGUGAGUGGAUUAAGAAAACAGCUGAUACAAUUAUUAAUAAUAUUAUUAAAUUCAAAAAUCUACACAAUGGUGGUAUUAUCCUUUGCCAAAAAGUCAUUCAUCCAUCUGUUCGUGUCCAGUUGAAGCGAUAUGGUAUAUAUACGUUCGAUCGUCUUUCCCGAUCCUAUACGCCUUAUUUUUGUUAUUUAACAGGUUGUCAACCAAUUAGCACACUGAAUUUUGAUACGAAUGAUAACCGUUAUUUUGGCUCUUUAUCAAAUAUUUCAAUAAUAAAUAUACAAAAUAAAACAUUCCUUCAAUUUUCCAAUAUUAAGCGUCUUUUUCACACGUUAUUAUUGUGCUCUAACAAUGAACAGUCACUUUUAGAAUUGAAAGAAUGUGUAAAAGCUAGUCAUCAUUUACUCAAUAGUACAUUGAUAACAAAGAAAGCUUUAUUUGGAGGUGGUUGUAGUGAAACUGUCCGUUGUAUAGCAAAUUGUUUAAUUCGAGUUAUUCGUUCACAAUAUCGAUCGGAAUGUGUUGUUAUCGAUUGUAUUCAUGGUCAUUUAUGGCAUUCAACAGAUACAGGGAUUAGUUCGACAUGUAAAUGUGGAUUAUAUUCAUCAACAAUUGACUUCGAGAAUAACUGGAAUUUAAUAGCGUUUUCUCUUGAUGAUUUUGAAAUUGAUAUAUUUCCAAAAACAGACCUUGAUCAAAAGACUUAUGUUAAACGAGAGAAAUGCCCAAAACUUUUAGAUGGUUAUAAUGCGCGUAAAAAUGCUUUUCGAAACGCAAUAGAGUCAGCUGUUAACUUAUAUUUGACAAAUAUUUGUAUUGGGAAUAUUUAA